ACCAAUAAAUCUUGAAUUAAACUAACAAAAAUAGUCACAUAUUCCAAAAAUUAAAAUCCAUCCAUCCCUAGUUCAAAGAAUUCUAGCCACACAUGUAUAUGUUUUCAACCACCAUGAAAAAUAAAUCCCAGUAGAAAUUCAUAAUAAAAAGUUCAGAAACAACAAAACCCAAACAAUGAAGAAUUGCAGUUUGCCGAAUGGUGUGCUGUGGUCGGGAUCUCCCAAGAAGGCUGGGCGGCAGCGUGGCUCUUCUGCAAACGGAAUUGGUUCUUGCGUUCUCAAUUCGCAGAGCAGAUUUGUGCGGUUCUGUGUCUUCUUCUGCUGCUGGUGAACAACAGAUGCGGAUGGCAAGAAGGCUGGGCGGCUGGACGGCUUCUCUUCCAAUGUGCAGAACAACUCCUCUCGCAGGACGUCAAUUAGUUGAUGGAGUACUAGUGUUGCAUGAGGUUGUGGAGGAAGUUAAGAGAAGGAAGCAGUCGGCUUUUGUUUUCAAGGCUGAUUUCGCGAAGGCAUAUUAUUGUGUGGAUUGGUCAUUUUUGGAAUGGAUGAUGGAUCGCUUGGGUUUUGGAAUCAAAUGGAGAGGUUGGAUUAUGGAAUGCUUGUCGACUUCUAAGAUUUCAGUUCUAGUUAAUGAAAGCCCGACGGAGGAGUUCAAGGUUGAAAAGGGAUUACGACAAGGGGAUCCUUUAUCCCCAUUCUUAUUCUUGAUGAUUGGAGAGGGAUUAAAUGGAUUGGUUCAGAAAGCAGUGUUGGAGGGUAUGUUUCGAGGUAUAGAGAUUGGCAGGAAGGGGUUAGCAGUUUCUCUACUUCAAUUCGCGGAUGACACAGUCAUUAUUGGAAAGGCUGACAUAGAGAAUAUAAUCAUGGUUAAAACAAUUCUGUGAUGGUUUGAACUGAUGUCUGGUCUACAUAUUAAUUUCAGCAAGAGCAACAUUUAUGGAUAUAAUGUUCCAAUGAGAUGUGUUGAAGGAUCAGCAAGUUGCUGCGAUGUGGAGUCAGAAAAUCACCUUUUAUUUAUCUAGGAAUGCCUGUUGAUGGAAAUCCAGGGAAUAAGAAACUAUGGGAACCGGUGAUAAAAAAAUUUCAUGCUA
Rubroshorea leprosula is the source of this 1091-nucleotide messenger RNA. NCBI's taxonomy places the organism in Eukaryota, Viridiplantae, Streptophyta, Magnoliopsida, Malvales, Dipterocarpaceae. The record is from the annotation of a GenBank genome assembly.